This is a messenger RNA of Carlito syrichta (Philippine tarsier), 1245 nucleotides long. RefSeq names its product potassium voltage-gated channel modifier subfamily S member 1 (gene KCNS1). NCBI's taxonomy places the organism in Eukaryota, Metazoa, Chordata, Mammalia, Primates, Tarsiidae. Gene Ontology annotation, molecular function: delayed rectifier potassium channel activity. The coding region runs from base 1 to 1245 and encodes 414 amino acids. The transcript has 4 exons. Gene Ontology annotation, cellular component: membrane; voltage-gated potassium channel complex. The record is from RefSeq and is a predicted model, not a curated record. Gene Ontology annotation, biological process: protein homooligomerization; regulation of delayed rectifier potassium channel activity; potassium ion transmembrane transport.
AUGCUAAUGCUGCUAGUACGGGGAACACGCUUUGAGAACCGCUGGUCUAAACGGAGUCUCCCAACAACCCCAGGUGGCCGACGCGAGUCAGCCAUGGAGAGCGAGUCCCCGGGGCCGGACACCGACAGCGGGGUCCCCUGGCGGCGAAGCGACGAGGCGCUGCGCGUGAACGUGGGCGGCGUGCGGCGGCUGCUGAGCGCGCGCGCCGUGGCGCGCUUCCCGGGCACGCGGCUGGGUCGCCUGCAGACCGCGGCGUCCGAGGAGCAGGCGCGGCGCCUGUGCGACGACUACGACGCGGCGGCGCGCGAAUUCUACUUCGACCGGCACCCCGGCUUCUUCCUGGGCCUGCUGCACUUCUACCGCACCGGCCGCCUGCACGUGCUCGACGAGCUGUGCGUCUUCGCCUUCGCGGCAGUGGCUGGGGUGGCCGCGGGCCGCAGUGCGGAGGGCGUGACCGACGACCCGGUGCUGCGACGCCUCGAGUACUUCUGCAUCGCCUGGUUCAGCUUCGAAGUGUCGUCGCGCCUCCUGCUGGCGCCCAGCACGCGCAACUUCUUCUGCCACCCGCUCAACCUCAUCGACAUCGUGUCCGUGCUGCCCUUCUAUCUCACGCUGCUGGCUGGAGUGGCGCUGGGCGACCGCGGCGGCACGGGCGGCAAGGAGCUCGGCCACCUGGGCAAGGUGGUGCAGGUGUUCCGCCUCAUGCGCAUCUUCCGCGUACUCAAGCUGGCGCGCCACUCCACCGGGCUGCGCUCGCUGGGCGCCACACUCAAGCACAGCUACCGUGAGGUGGGCAUCUUGCUGUUGUACCUGGCUGUGGGUGUGUCAGUGUUCUCCGGUGUGGCCUACACAGCUGAGAAGGAGGAGGAAGUGGGCUUUGACACCAUCCCAGCCUGCUGGUGGUGGGGCACAGUGAGCAUGACCACCGUGGGCUAUGGGGAUGUGGUGCCGGUGACAGUGGCUGGCAAGCUGGCAGCCUCGGGCUGCAUCCUAGGGGGCAUCCUGGUGGUCGCGCUCCCCAUUACCAUCAUCUUCAACAAGUUCUCCCACUUCUACCAGCGCCAGAAGGCUCUGGAGGCAGCUGUGCGCAACAGCGGCCACCGGGAGUUUGAGGACUUGCUGAGCAGCGUUGACGGGGUGUCGGAGGCAUCUCUGGAGACAUCCCGAGAGACCUCUCAGGAGAGACGGUCUGCAGACCUGGAGACCCAGGUUCCCAGUGAGCCUCCAAACUCUCAGAUAUAUUAA